AUGGACGAGUGGGGCUCGUUUGUUGCACCAGAUAAUGACCCUUCAAGUUCCGAAGGAGAAUACACAGUCGAACCAGGUCCCGAAUAUGAAACGCGUGUGGUGGAAGAAGCAGCGCAUCGCGGAUGUGUGGAAAGAAUGGCUGAAGGGGCCAACAAUGUCGGACUUGGAUUAAGUGAGAUUGGUGAAAGCAAAGUGUUGUUGGGACGACUCGGACACCGAGACGAAAAAGAACUAAGGUACUUGCACUUAUUAUGGGAACCGGGACGAGCAGAGCUAGGAUCUGGUAGCGUGACCAACAAGCUGGGUAAGAUGACUGUGACCAGGAACAGGCGAUUUCAUAGAACCUCAAGGAACCCGAUUGGUAAAGAUGUGUACGCUGUAAAGAGACUGAGGGACGCUGCAAACAGCAAUGACAUUGACACAGUUCGGAAACUCCUGCAAGAUGACAUUGAUCCAUGUGCAGCAGAUGACAAGGGAAGGACAGCCUUACAUUUUUCUUCCUGCAAUGGCAAUGAAAGCAUCGUGCAAUUGCUGUUGAGUUAUGGCGCCGACCCCAACCAACGUGACAGUCUGGGUAACACCCCACUCCAUCUAGCGGCCUGUACAAACCACGUGCCUGUCAUCACCACAUUGCUUAGAGGAGGAUCCCGUGUGGAUGCCCUUGACCGAGCUGGAAGGACACCGCUACAUCUUGCACGUUCCAAACUUAACAUUUUACAAGAAGGGGAUUCUCGCAGCAUUGAAACGCUAAGAGGAGAAGUGACACAGAUUAUACAAAUGCUGAGGGAGUAUUUGAACUUAAUGGGCCAAAGUGAAGCUAAAGAGAGACUGGAGCACAUUUCCUCACAGUUGCAACACACACGAACCAAAGAGCAAGUGGAUGAAGUGACUGAUUUACUGGCCAGCUUUACUUCACUCAGUCUUCAAAAACAGAAUUUGGGGGACAGGUAGACGAUUAAGAAACUGGAUUCCUGUCCCCUCAAUAAAGCGAACCUCCACUUCUCCGGCCUGAACACUUAUUUCAUAUCGCUCUUUGUAAUCUGAACUAGAAUUUUAGAUAGGGUACCACUGUAAUAAAUGUGAAUCAGAGAGCCUACAAUAUAGGAAAUUUCACUUCUUGAAACAAAUGAUUUGAGCAAAGCAUCCUACAAUUAAAGUAAGGUAUUUUUAAAAUGACGGAAGUCUGUCAAAAUCAUGUAAUAAGAUAAAAAAUCCUGAGUCUACUGAAUUAUUAUGAUCAACUUCAGAAACAAAUGUUUUCCACCUCGGCUCAUCAUGCCAUCAAAAUAUUCUUCUGUAUGUUUGAAAGGUAUGAUAGUAGCAAUAUGACAACAUUUCACCAAAUUGACAGUCUGACUAAAUUAUGAUUGCCAGAAAAACUAGAAUGACCGCUUUGACCUGAGUACAACACCCCAGAAAUGCUUAAAUUCGGCAGAGAGAAUAUGGAGAAUGUUUUUUGUGUGUGUGUGUGUGGGUGUGUGUGUGCAUGUGUGCGUCUGAAGAAAUUGGCACACAGAAAUGGUUUUUGUGUCAUAUUGCCUAUAGAAAAUCCGGUCAACGGUUUAAUUGUCAAGUCAAAAAGCUGGUAUGAGCUAGACUUACAAGGUGCCAUGUCAAAAUUGCUGUGUUUUUAAAAGGUGCCUUUUGGCCAAAAAACUAAUUGAACAUUAUUCAUUUCUUAAUUAUCAAGACGAAUCGUGUGGGCAGUAGAGUGUUCAUGUAAUUGAGUAAUCGGUUGUUUUUCCAUAUUUGAUAUGGAGGAUUUUGGUGGUGUUCAAAUGCUCAUUGCAUUUUCUUUUUAACUAUCAAGUAGAUGGUGCCCACUUCUCACAUUGCUACUGAAAGCAGUCCAUGUCAUGAAUAUUUUUAAAUAUAUGGGUUUGGUGAAACGAUCUGAUUCAUUGUAAGUGGCCAGCUCAUUUUGUUCUGUUUUAGUGGGUAAAAGAAAAAACAACUUUCAUUGUUAUUGUACCUUUAUUGUGUCGGUUUAAUAAUGUCUUGUUUUUGGUAAGAAAAAAAAGUAUAAAACAAAUUGACAUACUAAUUAAAGAUGGUGUCCAACAAAGCUCACCUUUAUUGUGCCCCCAAUUCUUUAAAAAAAAAGGUAAAAUGUGUUGUUAUUCAAAGUGUAUUUUAUGUAUUCAUUUUCAGACAAUAAUUCCCCAAUAACUGUGCCUAUUAUCCAUGCUUUAGUUAUUAACUCAAAGACAGUAAAUCCAGAAUCUGACUAAAUGCGACAUGCAUCAGAUUUGGCGAAAUGAUUACCUAAUUAAAAGUUAUAGCAGAAGGAUGGAAAAAGCCCCUUGAUUGGACGUCGUCUGUGGCACUGAAAGAGUUAAGUGCUUAAAUGUGAAGCCGUUCUUGCUUUUGGAAUUUUUUUUUUUUUUUUUUUUUAUCUGUAGGAUAUUUCUCAUUUUUAAUCCAUGUUAACACGUAUCUUAAAAAUGACUGUCAAUAUGUGUAUUUGAUAAAACAAAUGGAAUCGUUUAUGUGUUAAAGUGUGUCAUAUUCAGGGGUAAAAGUGGGCCAGAACGGUCAGGAACGCAGUUCCGGUAUAAGAUUCAGGGCCGGAAUGCUGUUCCUGUACACGGUGCUUUGAUUCCAAAAACUAUGACUGUCAAAACGUGAUGUUAAAAAAAAAAAAAAAAAAUGCUAAACUGCCAUACAUGCAUUUCAUCUCCAAGAAGAAAAUCUGCCAACAUCAGAUUUAUAUACACAAGUGUUAACAAUAAGCAUAAUAAAGUGCUUGUGUAGCGUAAUCUGUUUCCACUGAUAUUUAUUAUUUAUUUUAUUCCACGGACGGCAUGGAGGUUUACCCAGCUGAUGCAGUUAUCUGAGUCUGACGAUGAUGAGUCACGUCAAUGUGCGAAUGCGCGCAGCAAAACAAAACGCCUGGACUCAUUUAUCUGUUCAAUUGGCUGACAUACUGAUAUGUACAUAUCAGAGAUAGUUAGCUCUGAUUGGUUCAAAUGUGCAUGUUUUCUGGAACAGAAAAAAAAAAGUUUGUCGAAUUGAUGCGACAAAAAAAGGGCAAUGCAACAGAAAAUGAAUCAAAUCUUUAAGAGCAAGGAAAGAGUUGAGGAGGCUUUUUUUUAUCAUAUUUAGUUUUAUUUGCUCUGAUGGAGAGGU
Corythoichthys intestinalis (scribbled pipefish) is the source of this 3129-nucleotide messenger RNA. RefSeq names its product ankyrin repeat domain 54 (gene ankrd54). The transcript is spliced from 8 exons. Lineage: Eukaryota; Metazoa; Chordata; Actinopteri; Syngnathiformes; Syngnathidae. Gene Ontology annotation, molecular function: protein binding. Bases 1 to 951 code for a protein of 316 amino acids. The record is from RefSeq and is a predicted model, not a curated record.